This is a messenger RNA of Hirundo rustica (Barn swallow), 890 nucleotides long. RefSeq names its product tescalcin (gene TESC). NCBI's taxonomy places the organism in Eukaryota, Metazoa, Chordata, Aves, Passeriformes, Hirundinidae. The record is from RefSeq and is a predicted model, not a curated record. The coding region runs from base 48 to 692 and encodes 214 amino acids. The transcript has 8 exons. Gene Ontology annotation, molecular function: calcium ion binding.
GCGGCUCCGGUGCAGCGCCCGCGGCGCUGCUCCCGGCACGGCCCGGGAUGGGCUCGGCGCACUCCGUGCCCGCCGAGAUGCGGGAGCUGGCCGACAGGACGGGCUUCACCUCGGAGCAGAUCGAGCACCUGCACCGGCGCUUCAAGCAGCUGAGCCAGGACCAGCUGACAAUCCGCAAGGAGAACUUUGACAGCAUUCCCGACCUGGAGUUCAACCCAAUCCGAGGGAAAAUCGUCCACGCCUUUUUUGACAAGAGGAACCUGCGGCAGGAGUCGGACGGGCUGGCGGAUGAGAUCAACUUCGAGGACUUCCUGACCAUCAUGUCCUACUUCAGACCCAUCGAGAUGGACAUGGACGAGGAGCAGCUCGACCGCUUCCGGAAGGAGAAGCUGAAAUUCCUGUUCCACAUGUACGACUCGGACCACGACGGGAAGAUCACCCUGCAGGAGUACAGAAAUGUGGUGGAGGAGCUGCUCUCGGGGAACCCCCACCUGGAGAAGGAAUCGGCUCGGUCCAUCGCCGACGGGGCGAUGAUGGAGGCAGCCAGCAUCUGUGUGGGACAAAUGGGCCCGGACCAGGUGUACGAGGGCAUCACCUUCGAGGAUUUCCUGAAGAUGUGGCAGGGCAUCGACAUCGAGACCAAGAUGCACGUCCGCUUCCUCAACGUGGACACCAUCGCUCACUGCUACUGAGGAGGGGCAGCAGCAGCAGCAGGAGGAGGAGGAGGAGGAGGAGGAGGAGGCGGACCCACAGCAGCUCCACGUCCUGGCUCCUGGCUCCCAGCUCCAGGGCUCUGCCCUGCCCGUGUGCCCGUUCCACGCUGGGGCUGCCCUCUGCUCUCUAGAAACAUCAGAGGCUUUUAUCUGUAAUAAAAGGUAUUUCUCUUUUUA